This is a messenger RNA of Daphnia pulex (common water flea), 2084 nucleotides long. RefSeq lists its product as uncharacterized. The record is from RefSeq and is a predicted model, not a curated record. The transcript has 2 exons. Bases 703 to 1968 code for a protein of 421 amino acids. Lineage: Eukaryota; Metazoa; Arthropoda; Branchiopoda; Diplostraca; Daphniidae.
CUGACUCGAUGCCCAGGUUUAGUUUCGCUCGAUCGUCGUAUCGUGUAGGCCAUCGCAGUGUCAACAAGUCGUAAAACUGUCACGACAUUGUUUCCUAUAUACUUUCCAGGCAAUCGAAACAGGCAAAAGUUUUGAGAUAAGUGGUCGAAAACGUUCACUUUUUAUGGCAGUCGACAUUUUCUCGGAAACACUUGACUAAAUUACCCAGUUGAUUUUAACGCAAGAGACCAUCUGCCAAGCAUUGAUUUGCCAUGAAAGAUUUGCCGUGCCAUUUGGGAGAGGAUGACAUGAAGAAAUAUCACGUCCAUAUUUUCAGCCAAGCAAAAAAGCGUGCAGCAUGUGUCAUGAUAUUACGAUGAGUAGUUUAGGGCACUAUAGUUGUAGUCGCUUUAAUUGUUUGCAAAACUCUUUCUAGAAUCGUUCGUGACGCAAGUGGGCGGAGCAAGUUUUUCUAUGGAAGCUGUGAGGAAGGAACUUGGCUGUUAAGGAAACUAUAGUCGUUGGCGUUGCUCGUUGCUGUCAGCAGUUACUUAGCAGUCUCGCUUGAGCUGGGAAUUAACCAGAAGCAGAAGCCUAUUUGCGGGUAUUGGUACCCAAUUAAAGUAUUAUCCCUCUACCCCAUAUGAAAAGGAUCAACUUCAGUCAAAUUCGGCAUUAAAUUUUGCUUACUUGUUAGGUUGACCGCAUCACCAGGAUUUCAAAAUGCCGAAAAUUGUGAUCUGGAUGCCCCGUAAAGAGAACGAGGCAGGGCAUGUGGGCAUCGCUACCAACGAGUACUACGUCAGUUUUUGGCCGGCUAAUUGUUUAGAAAAGGAUGGAAAGCUAACCAGCAAGACAAUUUUUGAUGGAAUCGAAUUCGCGAUAGAAGUGCACAAGGGAUGCCUCGUCUUCCAUCAAGACCUUGACAAGGAAUACGAAGGCGACGUAGACAACAAACCCCGUGACCCCGACUGCGAACAUGAAAUCGACGCAGCCAAAGUCUCCAACGAGGAUCUGAAUGCCGAGAUUGAGGAAUUUCUCCGUUACAACGAAAUCGAUCCAGAAGACGUGACACUGGCAAAAGGUGAGGAGAAGUAUCAGAAAUAUAAGCAACUGUCAGCAUUGCUGACGCCGGAAGAAGCCGAACGAAUAGAAGAUUUACCGGUUAAAUCGCUUGCAAAAACCAAGUACUCGAUCGUGACCGAGUUAGUGAGCAGCAAAGAUGACGAUUCUGCUUCGUUCUACAACAGUCACCAAAGUUGUGUGUCUUUUGCUUUCAACCUCAUCCAAAUGGCCUGGCUGAAACUUCAUCCGGAUCAACCCAUUCCAAUCGUCAAUUACGAAGAAGCCAAAAAUGCAAAAGAAAUUCCCAUGUCAUAUUUUGCAACUGUGUGUGCAAACUCACUUCUCACCGGUAAAAUCCCAAAGAAAUUUGCUUAUAAAGUGCCGUGGUUCGAAAAAGAAGUUGUCCAAAGGUAUUUGAUUAUUACUGAUGAGCUCAUUAAUCAGCCAAUAAUAUCCGGUCAACUCGAAAUAGAAAAAGAAAUACGCGGAAUGAAGUCUUAUUUUGUUUUAUAUUUCGUUCUGUUGUUGAUCGGUUACUUUUUCCCAGAAACGCGUUACCCAAACGUGUUCAUUUAUUGGAAUUUUGUUGGUGAAGAUGAAGUGAUCGAUGACCCAUCGAUUCUGCAUUAUUUCAUUGUCCCUUUAUUAUUAAUAUUAUUGGCCCACCACAGUUCGUGUGGUGUUUUCCUUUCAGUUGUAAUCUAUUAUGUGGGUCUCAUCUCAUACGACAUUAUGAAAUGUUAUCUAUCAGGUGAAUUCAGGGGUAAACUAAAUCGUUUUUUAGUUGAAUUUACAUCUGUCACAAGAACACAUUGCGAAAAAUUCGAUGAGCAUCUCAGAGUAGUUUUGGGGCGUAAACCCAAAAGUCUUUUUGAACUAUUAAGGCUAAUUAUCGAUUUUCUCAGAAGAGCCCAUACUAAGUAACGCAAAUAUAUCCUAUGUAUUGCAAUGCUGUAUUUAAACAUAAACGGUGAAUUGGGUACCGUACCCGCCGUUUCGUUUGUCAAAUUUAUUCGUUUUGAAACUAAUGGCCUUUAAUU